AUGAAAGCAGCUAUUGAAUCUAACAAGAAAUCUAACCUCAUGAAAGAUAUUCAUUUAGAACAUUUUGCAACCCAGCACGAUGUUGCCAUUCUUUGUACUUCUUCAAUUUCAUCAUUACUAGAAAUUUAUGUCUUUCCUAUCAUUUCUAAUCCUAAACGAGAAUUUUCACAAACUUUAAAUUAG
Messenger RNA from Clunio marinus, 183 nucleotides. The record is from the annotation of a GenBank genome assembly. Lineage: Eukaryota; Metazoa; Arthropoda; Insecta; Diptera; Chironomidae.